AUGGGGGAAAUGAAUCAAAGCCGUGUCGAUUUUUUACUAGAAGGAUUUUCCAAUCUUGGCCAGUACCAGGUGUGUCUCUUUUUGUUGUUUCUCAUUGCCUUCCUUCUGACUCUUACUGGGAACAUGCUCAUCAUCUUGAUUGUACACUACUAUGAUCAGCUUCAUAGUCCUAUGUAUUUCUUCAUCACCAACCUGUCCAUACUGGAGGUAUGGUACAUUUCUACCACCGUACCAAAGCUUCUCACUGUUAUGGUGACAAAUGACACUAGAAUUUCUUUCCAGUGGUGCUUUGCUCAAUUGUAUUUAUUCCAUAGUUUGGGUAUCACAGAGUGCAACCUGUUGGCUGCCAUGGCCUUUGACCGAUGUAUGGCAAUAUGUAACCCUCUGAGGUACACCACCAUAAUGAGUGUAAAAAUGUGUAGAUGUCUGGCUUCGGUGUGUUGGUGCUGUGGGUUUAUGAUGGCAUGCAUUCCUAUAACACUAACUGCAAGAGUGUCCUUCUGUGGACCUUACCAUCUGAAACACUACUUCUGUGAUCUAGCACCACUUUUACGGCUGGCUUGUAUAGAGACUCCCUUGACUGAGUCUGUCAACCGUUUUGUUGGAGGCUUUGCAACAUUGUUCAACCUUUCAAUUGUCAUAAUCAUGUAUUUAAGUAUUAUAGCAGCCAUUAUCAAGAUCAAAUCCAACACGGGUCGAAGUAAGGCUUUCUCCACCUGCUCCUCACACCUCAUUGUAGUGACACUUUUUUAUAGUUCUUCUUGCAUUGUGUAUGCCAGCCCAAAAGGGUCCCGUCCAGCAGUCUUUGACAAGAUGCUUGCCCUCGUAUAUGCCAUGUUUACCCCCCUUUUCAAUCCAAUCAUUUAUAGCUUUAGGAAUAAGGCAGUAAAGGAAGCUAUGAAGAAUGGAAUCCAGAGGUUUCAAAGUGAAAUGUGGUGUAUACAGGUGCAGGUCCCUAAACCAUUAACAUUAAAAUGAACUGAGAGAAAUUUAUUUUUCAAGGAAAUAGAAACAUAGAAUUCGAUAGUUGGACACAUAUGGAUGUGAAAUGGUCAAUCUGUUCUUCCCAUUGUAUAUUUUAUUUUGAUGGAGUUUCCUGUUUAGGACACUGAUUGAUUAAGACCAAUUUGUUUUGAACCUUUAUCAGUCACUAAGACUCUCUACUACCUCAUCUGGAAGGCUAUUCCAUGCAUCGCCAACUCUCUGAUUAGAAAAAAAGCAUUAGAAAAGGUGUGUGCUCUCCAAUCCAAUUCCAAGGUAAUUCUCCCCAAAUUCACUCAAUAAGAUGAACAGAUUCAUCUCCUCCUUGUCCUUAUUUCAUGCACAGCAAUAGGGUGUGAACUGUACGG
Pelobates fuscus (common spadefoot toad) is the source of this 1349-nucleotide messenger RNA. Its product is annotated as olfactory receptor 6N2-like. Gene Ontology annotation, cellular component: membrane. Gene Ontology annotation, biological process: G protein-coupled receptor signaling pathway. The transcript has a single exon. The record is from RefSeq and is a predicted model, not a curated record. Lineage: Eukaryota; Metazoa; Chordata; Amphibia; Anura; Pelobatidae. Bases 1 to 978 code for a protein of 325 amino acids. Gene Ontology annotation, molecular function: G protein-coupled receptor activity; olfactory receptor activity.